Caenorhabditis elegans is the source of this 2540-nucleotide messenger RNA. RefSeq names its product C2H2-type domain-containing protein (gene T20F7.1). The transcript has 11 exons. Lineage: Eukaryota; Metazoa; Nematoda; Chromadorea; Rhabditida; Rhabditidae. The coding region runs from base 15 to 2231 and encodes 738 amino acids. The record is from RefSeq and is marked reviewed.
UUUCAGCUUAUAAAAUGUAUCCAGCAAUUCCAAAACAGCACAGUGCCGAGGUCUACCCGAUGAACCUUUCCGAUGAGGAAAUCGAUGUGAUCAACUCUGGCGACGACGAUGAAGAAAUAAUGAGAGGAGAGCAGUAUCGUCAUCCGGGAGAAGUAUUCAUGGUGAAUGAGGAGGAAUCGAUUUAUGACGAUGAUGGAUCCAUACAAUAUGAGGAGUACAUUGAGGAAGACGGGACAUAUGAUAUGAAUCAACAGUAUGGUGUGGAAAACCAAGAAUACGUGGAUGCACACUAUAUAAACACGAACGAAGAGUACCUAACGGGAAAAGAACAUGAAAUGGUUUAUCAGCUAUUUGGAAAUACUGCUACAGUAGAACCGAUCAGUACAGAAAAGCGACUGGAAAAGUAUCCUGAAUUGAAGCACCUUCCAUCAUUGCGUCGUCCAACAAAGUUCACUGAGAUUAAAGAUCGGCCAAAAACUCACGAAUCAAAAUCGGGAAGGACGUUGGACCCGGACUCUUCGGCUUUGCAUUCGCUACUUGCGGCGAACAAGUUUUACCCCACAGUUGAUAAACCAGUUCCAGACCAGAAAUUACAAGAAAAUAAGGAGCAAGACCCCGCAACGUACAUCAAUCAAUCUCGCCUCACGACCUCCAAGCCAGUAUCAAAAGCCCAAGUGCCGCCGCGAAAAGGAUACAAGCCUCGUCCAUCGUGUCCAGAGCCUAAAGAUGCUCACCUCAUCCCACUGGCACACUUGACUCCUCUUCCAGAUCGUUACUUCCAGCGACGUCUUACAAUUACUGCGUUCCAAGCCGGAUUCUCGUCUGAAUGUGUUUCGUGCAUGUAUUGCAAUUUUGUCUUCAGGCAAAAAGCCUUGCUAGAGUCCCAUAUCAAAAAGCAUACAACGACUGGUAAAAAUGAAGUGAUGAGUGAAUCGUCCGGAUUGAUCUGCCCAGUUGAACAUUGUACAAUCCGUUGUGAUUCGAUUGCUACUGUCGUGAGGCACAUGCAAGUGACCCAUUCUGUCAAUAACAUCGCGUUUGAACGUGUCGUAUUCAAAAAUUUCCACGAGUUCAAGAUGUGGAGGACCGAGCUGGAACGCCUUACUAUGUCAAAGUUCAGCAGAACGUCUGGGAAGACUAACAAGUUUAGCAAAUCUACGUACUAUCAAUGCCAACACUCUGGCAAGAUUCCGUCUGUGAAGAGCGAGAAAGAAUAUCGAAAACAAAGAACUCGUGUAAGCAAAAAACUGGGAAAAACUUGCACUGCAUUUUUCCACGUUAGAGAAAAUGACGAUGGAACUGUGCUUCUUCGUGGAUGCACCAAGCAUUGUGGUCAUGGAAGAAAUGUUCAAGAGCUUCCGGUCACUGAUGACAUUAAGCUGGAGAUAUCUAAUAUGCUUAUCAGUGGAUUGGAUGAAAGUGCCAUAGUGGACAAGAUGCGCGAAGAGAACGAUGCAUCUGAUCGGAGAUAUUAUUUGCAAAAUUAUGAAGUUCGAAAUGUGGCGAUCAAAAUUGAAAAGUAUAAGGACCUGUACAAGAAAAAGAUUGGAACCGGUGAACCAAUGCUACAACUAGCUGAUUUUAUCAGUUCAAAAGGCAUCAAAAAUCGUCCAGUUUAUCCAGUUGUCAAGGCGAAACUGGCUCGCUGUCGUUUUCCGGUUGUCGACAAGCCACUUGUCGAAAAACAAUUUGAUGUUGAGGCUCGAACAGCUGCUUAUCAAGAAUACAGAGAAGAAUGCGAGCAAGAACAUGCAGUUAAUACAUACGAGGAAGUGGUUGAGGAAGAUGGAUUGUUCCACGUUCCGGCAACACCAGGCAUUGAAGUAUACGAUGAGAGUGAGAAGGCGCUGGAAGUUACUGAAAAGAAAGAAGAACCUGUUGAACCUCUUACCGAGACUCCAACAAAGACCAGGGGACGUAGAAAGACGACCGCUGAUGAAGUUGCCGUACCAGCUGAAAGUGAAAAAGUCCCUGCUCCACAAGAAAUGGAAGAGACCGCUGAGCAAGUUGGGUCUCCAACAAUACCAAUUGGAAGGAAUACCGCAAGGAAAAAUGCAGCAAAGAAAGUGAAGAUCGACACAUCAAUUGUAGUACAGAGUGAUGAAGAUAUGGAACACGUGGCAGAAGAGAUUAUUGAAGAAACAACUUCAUGCAAUGUCAUCGUCAGCCCAACUCGUGCAUCUUAUCGUUUGAAGCUGAAAAAAGCUGUCAAAACGGCCGCGAAAGACUAGUUAUGUCUUAACAAUUUUUAGUUUUUAAAAAAAGUUAAUUAGAUUGUUUUAUAAUUUUAAGUAAUCAUAUUAGUAUGCGAAAAUAUAUAUUCUUGUUAAGUGAUUUCAAUAGUACAUUAGCCUAUUCUUUUGAAUCUUCCCACUUGACGAUUUUGGCAUCUCUUUUAUAAUUGAUACUCCACCACGCAACUGCUUCACCGCAGACAACUUUUCUGAAUUGUUAAUUGAUUAUUAAAUACGUGUUGAUGAAUAUGUGAACCUUUCAUUGUAUGCUCCAAAUGUUUUAAGAAUAAAAGCUCGUCAGCAUUC